Malassezia vespertilionis is the source of this 732-nucleotide messenger RNA. RefSeq names its product protein-serine/threonine phosphatase (gene SIT4). Lineage: Eukaryota; Fungi; Basidiomycota; Malasseziomycetes; Malasseziales; Malasseziaceae. The transcript has 4 exons. Gene Ontology annotation, biological process: peptidyl-serine dephosphorylation; G1/S transition of mitotic cell cycle. The record is from RefSeq and is a predicted model, not a curated record. Bases 1 to 732 code for a protein of 243 amino acids. Gene Ontology annotation, molecular function: protein serine/threonine phosphatase activity. Gene Ontology annotation, cellular component: cytoplasm.
AUGGGUGUUGGCAACCCGGACACUUGGAUCGCCCAACUGCGCGAGUGCAAAUACCUGCCAGAGGCAGACAUGAAGGCGCUCUGCGAGCAGGUAAAGAAUAUUUUGAUGGAGGAAAGCAACAUCCAGCCAGUUUCGAGCCCCGUCACCGUAUGUGGCGAUAUUCACGGUCAGUUUUGGGAUCUGCUGGAGCUGUUUCGCGUAGGAGGUGACUUGCCAGACACGUCAUACAUAUUUAUGGGUGACUUUGUAGACCGUGGCUAUUUUAGUCUCGAGACGUUCUCGUACCUGAUGGCGCUAAAAGCACGGUACCCAAAUCGCAUAAUUUUGCUUCGUGGCAACCAUGAGAGUAGGCAAAUCACACAGGUGUACGGUUUUUAUGACGAAUGCAUGCAAAAAUUCGGGAGCGCGACCGUGUGGAAGAACUGCUGUCAAGUGUUUGACUACCUCAACAUUGCAGCAAUUAUCGAUGGCCGCGUGCUUUGCGUGCACGGAGGUCUCAGCCCUGAACUGCGAUCCUUGGACCAGAUCCGCACGAUUAUGCGCGUCCAGGAAGUUCCGCACGAGGGCCCUUUUUGUGACUUGAUGUGGUCGGAUCCAGAGGACAUCGAAACAUGGAGCGUCAGUCCACGCGGCGCUGGGUGGCUGUUUGGCCGCAUGGUGACGAAAGAGUUUAAUCACCUUAAUGGGAUUGAGUUGAUUGCGCGCGCACACCAGCUUGUGCAAGAGGGAUAG